AUGGAUUAUCAAAAACUCUACUUAAUACUCUCUCUACUGCAAUUUUUAACUAAUGCAAAUGAACUAACUUUCCAUUUGGAGGAGGAGGUUUCCAGCGGGAAAGUUGUUGCAACUAACUCAGAGUUGACUCCGCUCCUAGUCAACCCCAAUUCCGUUCCACUAAUCAUCAAUCGAAAAUCACCCGGAGCUUCUAGUUUCACUUUUGUAAAACGGCCCCAAUCAGGACUUGAAUUAAUUGUCUCUGACCGCGUGGACAGAGAAGUUAUUUGCCCAUCUAGAAGUGCAGCUUCAGGUGGUCUUCAAAUCGACCCCUCUCCACGUUCCACUUUCCAUAUAGAGGACUCAAGUCGUAUGCUUCCUUUCCGUUCAUCAUUCCAUGACUAUGGGGGAAUUUCCUCCAAUCCCACAACUUCUGACUGCAUUGUUUCCCUCCGUGUAGCAAGUAGUGAUAAGAUUUUUAAUAUCAAAAUUGAAAUUUUGGAUAUAAAUGAUAAUGCUCCCACUUGGAAUACGUCAAGUGUUCAGCUUUCGCUGAGAGACGGAGAUCCUGCAGGUACUGUAAUCUACCUACCACUGGCUGAGGAUGAGGAUAUCGGCUUAAAUGGAGAGAUUACCUACAGUCUGCAAGCACUUGACGAUGAAAUUGUGAGUACUUAUAACAAUGAUCGGCGACAAUCUGCAUCACAACUGGGCUUAUUUGAGUUAAUUAAGCAUUCGGAUCCCCCAUUUUCCCAGAGGAUUCUAUCUCAAAAGACUCCAGAACCAAAACUUGCACUGAGAACAAAGACAUCAAUUGAUAGAGAACAGUUGCCCGAAACCAUUCGUCUGCUGCUCGUGGCGAGAGAUUCCGGCAGUCCGAAUCCACAACAAAGUUCUCUAAAAUUAAUCAUCAAUGUCACGGAUGUGAAUGAUAAUGCACCAAUGUUCGAAAAGUCCAUUUACAAGGUGGAUAUUCUUUCUGAAGACACUCCAGUCGGGAAAACACUGCUCCAACUUGAUGCAAAAGAUAUGGAUAGCGGUCCUAACGCAGAAUUAACCUAUAGAUUUGAGGAUAACGGCCAGUCUAUGCUCGAUGUAAUUAAGCAUUUCUUUGAAAUCACACCUCGUGGACAGCUUAAGAUCCUGCGAAAAUUGAAUGUGGACAAAAUAGAUGGAGAAAUGAAUCUACCUUCGUCUUCUCCCAUAACCUUCGGUGUUGAAGCUACUGAUGGAGCCAGUCCUGCAUAUGCUCUAACUGGCAGAACAACUGUUCAAAUCCAAGUUAGUGACACUAAUGAUGAGGCUCCAAGAAUCCAGGUUUAUCCAGUACGACCGCCUAAAGAUCAACCCACCGGAAGUGGAGCUGUCGUAGAAACAACAGCUCAAGAAUACGGCAACACUGAACAACUUCUAGCACUGGUUGAGGUUAUUGAUCCAGAUAUGGAUGGACUAGACACAGUGGAGUGUCAUUUGAAAGGAAGUGCUGCUGAGUAUUUUCAGCUAACAUCCACACCAUCCAGUUCAGGAAAAGGUGAAUAUUCCUUAAUGACGAAUGCGCGCCUUGAUCGUGAAACCACUCCAAGGUUGGAAGUCUCCAUUGUAUGUCGCGACUCAGCGGGUCAUGCAAGCAGACAUGAUGUAGGGGUAAACCUUCUGGACGUCAAUGACAAUGCCCCGACUUUUGAUAAACCUUUCUAUGAGUUUUACAUUGAAGAAAAUGAUGGCGAAGCGGAAGUGGAUGAAGGUCCUUCCCCACUGAAUGACAAACGUCCCGUUCGUGGACAAGAUGGAGAAAACGGAGUCCAUGCAAGGGAUGCGGAUGCUGGUGAGAAUUCCAGAAUUUCCUACCAUCUUGAACCAGACCCGCGGGAUCAGUCUUCAGUAUCUUACUUCUCUAUUGAUCAGAAUACAGGUGCUCUAUUUGCUGUUGUGCCAUUAGAUAGAGAGGCUAAAGGUUGGCAUAAAUUCAUGGUGGUAGCCACUGACCAUGGAGAACCGCCAUUAUCAGCCAGUGUAGGAGUUUUAGUCCAUGUUGAGAAUCUGAAUGACAACGUGCCCCAAUUUAUCAAUCAAUUGGCUCCUGAAGCUGGUUACUCUUUCUCAGUCGAUGAAAAUGAACCAUCUGGACGCUUCGUUGGGCAAAUCACUGCAGUGGAUGCUGAUGACGGUGAACUUAAGGAUGGCUAUGAGGGGUUGGCAUGGACGCAUUCUGGUAACUAUAGGGUUUCAGGAAGUCGAACCAAUCAACCCUUGUCAAUCAAUCGUCUAAUUUAUACUCUUGGAAGUGAACCUGACGCGGCUCUAUUUCGAAUCGACAAGUACUCCGGAAAUAUAACCACAAGUUCGUUGGUGGAUGGGGUGGGGUUGGCAAAAAAUGAACAAGAUGUUUGGUAUGGUGCUAAACGCGCCCCACUUGUGGUCAAAAUCUUACUGCGCGGCUUUUGUCAUUUCGGGUCUUCCAAUAGCGUUUCCAAGCACUCAUCUUUGGAAGAGGGCAAGCGUCAUGGAGUCUCACAUUAUUGCACUCAAAUUCGAGAACGCCUAGACCGAGAAAAGCAAAGCACCUAUUCGUUCCAAGUAUUUGUCAGUGAUGGCUUUUUGCCGGAUUCGUCAGUGGAGGCGUCCGUGAACCAACCGUGGAAAAAGUCCUCUAAAAGUCGAAUUCAUACAAUGGUGACUUCUGUGGUGGUUAAUGUGUUAGAUCAGAACGAUAAUCGGCCAACUUUCAUUCAACCAAAUGCCACUAACCAUCUUAUCCUGCUUGAUCCUACCACCACGCCUGGAAAAUCAAUAAUGCAGAUAAUUGCCACGGAUGCAGAUGAGGGAGAAAAUGCCAGGGUGACCUAUAAAAUUGAUGAUGGAAAUGCUGGAAGUAACUUCUUUCUCGCACCAGUUGAAGGUCUGCUCUAUUUGAAUGGGUUAAUUCCACGGAGAACGAUUGAAAAGGCCAUAUACGCAUCUGAAACCGCUGCAUCGAAUUCAGCAUCAAUUUCUUCUAGUUUAUUGAAAAAGUCAGCCAUAGAUAGUGCUGAAGGAGUCAAAGAUGAUUCCCCGGAAGUUCCAGCUUAUCCUACUUUCGUUCUUAAAAUAGAGGCCUGUGAUGCCGGCACUCCAAAACAAUGCUCAUACUUCCCAAACCUUCAAAUUCAGCUUCGAGUUCCAUCUGAUCAUAACGGAGGAGCAAAUGGAGGAAAUAUUGGAGGACUUCGGGGCCAAGGUUACGGUGAUCACCUUGAAGGUUCUUCAAGUGGUGAUAAAGACGGACGCUCCAGUUGGGUCCGAAUUUCCUUAGUUGAACAAGUCAUCAUCGGCCUUACCAUCUUCUUUGCGGUGGUCAUUCUCAUCGCCUUACUUAUCGUCCUUCUCAUGCGCGGCGGUCUAAGAUCGUCUUGUACUGGAAGUCUGAAUUCCUGUUACUAUUGCUUCUGCCCAUUUAGAAAAAACUACAAGAAGCUAAACAUCUGCUCCAUCUCUCUCACUCUAUCUGAAUUUCAACUUCGUUGGAGUGGUGGUGGUGGUGGUGAUGAUAAAACCGUGGAAAAAAUGAAGCAGACACCAAUUGUUGGACCCAUUGGUGAGCCACAGUUGCAUCGAACUGCGCACUGCCGGUCAGAAGAAUAUCUUGGUGGAGGAAAUACGAAUGGGCAUUUUAUCGAUUCACAACAAGGAACUCGAGUCCUGCCGGCUGUGCCUUUCUCACCAGUGUCCCAAACCAUGAUUGAGUGCUCUCCUUAUCGAGAUUGCUAUCAACUGGGCAAUCAAAUCGUCUAUCCACAUUCCCAAUCUACUGGGUAUGGACUGCUUGGUCCAACGACUCUCGUCACUUCUAGACACGCUCUUGGUACUAUGCAGCAGCCGACUCCUCGCAGACAAGGCGAAGCGUCUUUAGACGACUAUCAAUGCUUGGAUACCACGGUGAGUCGAGGUCAAAAUGUGCCAACAAGUUGUGAAGCUUAUUAUCAAACCCACCAGACCAAUGUAGGCAUCUGGGAUCCUCGUUACCAGGCGACAACCACCACAUCUUGGCCCAGAAAUGAAUUGAAUCUCCCCGGAGCGUCUCGCUAUGUCGCAACAACUGCUAACAAUUUGAAUAUUAAAGAUGGCGACGACGAGGGUGACUGUGGAAGUGAAAGUUUAGAGCUCAUGAAAAACUCCUUCCCUGACAAUUAUGUUGACAACCGAACCGAUGAAACUUUGCCAACACCUCCCCAGGGUCUUUUAAAGCAUUCGAACUCCUCAGCUGUCACGAUUUCUAGAAAUCUUAAUUUUCCCAAGGCCACGUUUGUCUGA
This is a messenger RNA of Rodentolepis nana, 4269 nucleotides long. NCBI's taxonomy places the organism in Eukaryota, Metazoa, Platyhelminthes, Cestoda, Cyclophyllidea, Hymenolepididae. The record is from the annotation of a GenBank genome assembly.